GAGGCGCGGGGAGCCCUUUCCGGAGGUAAGCGCCCCGCCGCCGACGAGGACCCCUGUCCCACCCCGGGCUGCUGGCGCGGUCGGGCGCCACCCCCCGGGGGCGUCCCGGGCGGCUUCCGGCUCUGCUCCCUGGACGGGGACUGGGCGCGUGGCCGGCUGGUGCCCUGGGGGCGGGACACGGGGAAGCCGGGGCGCCCCCACCUUUGGAGAGCUGUCGCUUUCUCACUUUCGCUUUCGUCCCCACCUGGGAGGGGGCAGGUGGCCUCCCGGCCCUGGAAAAGGGGCCCCCCCCCCGAACACCGGCACCCGGCGCACCCGGCGCAGACCCGGCGGAGGCGGCACGGUUUACCCCGCCGGCCUUCACGUCGUAAACAAUCCGCCUGUGAAGACGCGGGCGCAGAGGCAGGGCGCCUGGAAAACCGCCGCCGGCACAGCCUCGCAGGGCGGUGUGGCUCAUCUCGGGGUGAGGGGUGCGCGGCCGCAGGAAGCCAGGCUGCCGGGACCAUGGCGAGGGGCUUGCUCCUUCCCGUGGGUCAGCUCUGAGCGCACCUGCCCCGUGCCAGGUGACCCGUGAACGGCACCCUAGACACUGUUCCUGGGCAAGGACGCAAUAAUCCAUAGGACGCCCUGUGUGGAGGUCGGGUGGUGUCACAGGGUCACUCGCUUGUUUCACAGUGCCCUGGGGACGUCACCCUCAGUGGUCCUUCCACCCUAAGUGGUGUCACUGGGUCACCCACUUGGCGGCUCGGCUCUGAGAGAAGCAGAAACUGAUUGCAUGUUCUGAAUGCAAAACUGACCCUGCUCGUUUUUGGCUUUGUCUUCUCGGAAGACUUCUCGGGAAGUUGUGUCCAGCCUCACAGAGACCUCCUUUGUCGGUUUGCCUGCCAGUUUGCUGACUGUUGAAAUCAGAACAGGCCUGUUGGGGUGCUUUUGCUUGCUCACAGACUCAGCACAAAACCCCGGGAUGUGCAGUGACUGGGUCCGGAUGUGCGUUUCACUCUUAGUUUUGUGGACAGCCCGCAGAUCCAGACCUCCGUACGGCCUCCUGUUAGGGUGAUUCCCACUGCUGGCUUUGCAUCCCAACCCCUGUAAGCUCUGCUCUGUGGGACCUGCUCGUGUGAGGCAUUGUCCCUGCCCCUCAGAGGCUCCCAGGUUCAGGUGGAAAGACAAAACCAGCAUCUGGGAAACGAGAGCAGUUAAGUGUGAAGUCCUGUGCUAUCACCUGCUAGUUCAAAGGUGACAGCCAGCGUGGGCUGGUAAAGACGGGGCUUUGGGGAGUCACCGGUCGUCCUCUGGAUUUAGAAACGGCAGCCAGAGACUGGGACAGGCAGGUGGAAGGAGGUCGGAGGGUAAUACUAAGACUUAGAAUACUUAAUGGCGCUCACUGCCCACCAGCUGUGAUCCAGACCCCCUGUCGCAGACUUUGACUGUGGAGUUCUCGCUUGUCCAGCAAGAAAGCAGAUGCAGAGUUGAAUAUGAGAGGCUAAUGUCCGGGAGGAGACAAGAGCCCCGAACAGGGGCUUCCUCUCCACAUUUAUUGGGCUUUCAAGAUCUUACACACAGGGUGAGUGUGAAGAAAACAAGAUCUUACACACAUGAACGUGGAGAGAACAAUCAGACAGUAAUCAUUAACUUGUGUGUGUAAGAAGCAAAGGGUCUGGGGGGGUGGGGGGGGGGUGAGUGGAUUUUGUGAUCAAAGUACAAUAGUAUAUUGGCUCCAGAAGGAAAGUAAUUUCCUGCAGGUGAAAUAACGUUUCUCACAGUCCCAGUACAAUAUCCCGCCAGCUAACGUCAGGCGCUUUCGCCCCGCAGGGGUGGCGUUCUGCCCGAAGCUUUUAUCUAACCCAUUUAUGUGAGUAAAACCUAUUUCCCCACAACCCCCCACCUCCCUCUCCAGCUCUGGCCACUCUCUUCAUGCUCCCUGACGCACUGACCUCCCCGACACACUGACCUUCCAGAAGGUUCUUACCGAGCCUAUUUUGCAUGCCUCACUCUCCUUACACUCGCUCUCCUGCCCAGAAUGCCCUGUUGGGGAGUCCUCUACAUCUUUUAAGAAGCAUCUCAAAUGGCCCCUCUUCUGAUGGGUUCCUCAAGGGCAGAGUUGGGGAGCCCGUCAUCUGCCCUCCGUUGCUCCUUGCCCACUGCUUGCUCCCUCCUCCGUUGGAGCUCUUGUCCCCUGCAGUGCCCGCUGGGGGGAGGGGUCUUUGUCCGACUCGCUGGGGACCCUCUGAGCCAGCGCUAGCGUCUGGCACAUAGCAGGCAUUUGGUACAUGAUCCUUGGUUGCACAUACAGGGCACAGGAAGCACCUCACCCACCUGGUGCGGAAGGUGUGGGCUAAGCGUUAUUACUGGGAACCUGAGACUGGAUACCUCUGGUGGAGCCAAAGCCCAGCGGCCUUGAGGGGCUAGUGUUAGGUGGUGGCAGUCCUCAAGGCCCUCGGCAGCCCCCUCUGCCCCCGGGAUGGCAGGCGCGUCCUUCUUGGCUGCAGAAUACCCUCUCCAUCCUCGCCCCCACCAGCGCCCACAGGCUCACACUUGGACCUUCUGAGUGACUCCACCUGCGGGGGCUCCAGGCCUGAGCUCCCUCCUCUCCCUUGAACAUGGUGCCUGGGUGCCUCUGCCGGGACUGCCCCCCCCCCCCCACCACCACGGUUCACCGCUCCUGUGACUUAGGUGCCAGCGUCUAUACCCCUAGUUAGAGGUGCCCUCGGGCUGGGGGUGCGUCCUCCUCUGCCUCGAGGCACCACGUAUGGUCCUGUAACGACAUCAGCCCCUGCCCUCUGUGGCUGCCUUCAGGCUCGGGACGUUAGCUCCCUGAAGGCAGAGAUUGGGUUUGUCUUGAUGAAGCCCCAGCGGCUAACACCCUCCCUGGGAGACCGUGCCCAGGAAGCAUGUGCCAGACAGAAGACUGACCAGGGCGGUGGGAAUGUAAAAGGAGGGACAACUCUAGAGACAUCUGGGAAAGAGGAGCUGGGACUUGGUGCUUAGUCCCAGGAGGAGAGUCUCCCAGAAGGCUGGCUCACCACCUGCCAGGCAGGUGUCAGGAGAGGGGGGCCCUGGCCCCAGGAGAUGCCCACGUCCGUGCUUCUCCCUCUCUCAGGGCUGGAGAGAGAUCCUGGGGGCACGAGUGGUGGGGACAGUCCAACUCGUGAAACGUGACCUGCAAGCCAGGGGUGGGGGGAAGGAAAAGGAACGGGGAAAACAAGAGGACGAGGGAGGAGGCAUUUCAGGAAGACAUAGGAGCAAAGCUGUCAGUGCUACAAGAGAAAACGGGGAGAUUCAGGUAAGAAUAGGUGAGGAGGGGAGCUCAGGACGGGGCCCCAGAAGGAGACCACAGGGCCAACCGAGCCCAGGCAGUGGGCGCCCCUUAUACUUCCUGUCUGAGGAAUUUGGCCAUCGGCGAAGAGUGGCCCCGUGAAGAGAUUGUGUCUGUUUCAUAAGAGAUCUGAUCCCUGUUUGGGAAACCGAAGCAAGCUAUUUCCGGGUACAGUCUGGCCACGUACCUGGCCGCCAGGUCACACUCACAUGUGCACAUUCAGAGACGGGACAAGGGGAAUUCAGCUCAUCAAGGAUGCCCCCACGGUGGCCCCAGGAUUCCCCUCUCCCAGCCCGGGGCUUGGGCCGUGGUCUUGGACGUUCCCGCCCACAGCAAGUUGGCCUCUGGCCCCGGCGCCCCACCCAGGAUGGAGCAGGGGUGUGGGGCUGCUGGCCCAGGGCGGUUUCCACCCUCAGGAACCUCCCUGGGGCCCGGUCCCCAGUCGCCAGCACGAGGCAGGAACAUGUGCUUGCAGCCCCGGCCGCCCCCGCUCCCAAGUCCCUGGUGCCACGAGUGAACUCUUCCUCCUCCACCCCUGGGAGACGCAGGACUCCCCCCUCCCAGCCUGACUCCCUCCCUCACCUCCCACCCAGGGCGGCUCUGCCGGCUGCCGAGUGGGCUUGGUUUCAUCAGCCCAGGGGGGGUUUCUCUUUUUGCUUUCCUUAGCUCAGCCCAGAGUACAACCCUCCCCGGGAUGGUUCUCUGGUGCUUGUAAUCUCUCUUCUCAUUUCCAUCGUGUCCAUAGUUUAAUAAGGAUUUUCUUCACUGUGCCUCCGCCGCCCCCCACUGCUUCAUUUACAUCACAAUCCAGGUUGUCAUAACUUCCUGGAGAGGCAAAGGCGGGCUCUUCGGGGGGCUCGGGGCUCUGGCACCUGGCUGUUGCCCCUCUCUCCGGGCCAUCAGCUCGCAGGCUUGGCCGAGGUGCGGUCGGGGAGGCUGUGAGAGCCUCGAGGUUAAUUUUCUGAGAGUAUUGGUGCCGCCUGAAGCUGAAAUCAGGUAGAGAUAUUCAGUCCGUGGAGAGCUCCCUUUUCUGGAGGAUUUUAAGCGUGUGGUGCGUGUUGUUAGUGUUUAAUCAUCACCCAAGUGAAAUUAUUUUUUUUUCCAGUCAGAUGUUUUAAAACGUGCGAAAGAAUUUAUAAUAAACAGAAGAGAAACCAUUCUGUUGGGUUUUUGACACACUGGCUUCUUCAGAAUAUCAGUUCCUCUGGAUGCUGGUGUGGUGGGGGGGGGGGGACCACCACCGGAAGAUAUUAAGGGCAAUCCGGCAAGAUUUUCCCUAACUUCCAGGAGUGCUGAAAAGGGAAGCUCCUGAGGCCGCACCAUGCUGGGAAAUCCCCUGUCCCUCUCAGUGUUCCCCUUUGGUGGCUCCUAAAGGGAGUGCAUCCCUGGAGAGGUGCGCCUGGACUAACGAUGUCUGUGUCCUUAAGCAACAAGAACCAUCAGAGGGUGGCGCGUGAGGAACCGAUUACUCUGGAUCAGGCACCGGAGUGUCCCCCCAUGUGUGUGUGUAGACGGCCCCACUGGUGCUCAGAGAGGCUGGUCAUCCAUUCAACUGGGAACGAGGACUCGAAUUCAGCUGCAGACUUAGUCCUCAUUUUGAUCCCAUCCUCCCCCCCCCCCCCCCCAAACAAAACGGUGUGUGGGGCAAAACAGAUGCAGAGCUCAGAGCGAGCGGAGCAUCGGGGAGGGGGGUGGAUGAUGCCAGCGGCGGCCCUGGCGAGCCCUCACCCCGGGCCCUGCGCUCACCCCGCGGCCGCGUCCCGACCCGCCCUCGGCCGCCCCCUGCCGGUCGGCGGCAGAAGCGCCUGCCCUGGAACCGGGAAGGCCCUCGCACCUGUUUCCUCAGCUGCGCAGUGAGGGAACCCACGUGUCGUGUCCAGCCCCGGCCUCGGGACCCUCAGCUGAUCCCCGUUGGCAACCAUCUGGUGCUUCACCCGCCAGGGUCGAGAAGAGUUGGGGUGAGCGUAUUAACGUGGCCCCUUCCCAGAAGUGACCGGGCAGCACCUACCCAACCUUCAUCCCAGGAGAACAGGCAGCCUGAGCAGUGAGUGUGGACAGAGGGCGGGUCUCGGGGCCUUGCCACUCAGCUGUGAGGGUCACCUGGAGGCUUGUGGAGAGCCAGAGUGUCAGGUCCCUGCCCGCCUGCUGACCAGAUUGCGUUUUAGUGGCACCCGCAGGUGGUCCCGGAUGCCUCCCAGGGGCUGGGCCGUGUGCAGUAUACUCCAUUCUGAGUUUUUGGAAAAGAUCAAAAUGACGACUAAGUCUGCAGCUGGAUUCAUGUCCUAGCGCCCAGCUGGAGGGGUGCGCGACCCUGAGCACUUCCUCCGCCUGUAGGACCCCUCAUCCUAAAUCUGAGACCUAACGAUUCCUAGCCAGUGUCCCCUGACUCGGGCCUCAUUUAGCCAGCGAGCUGCUCCGAAAGUCAAACUCUGAUGGCGAACUUGGCCAUCUGCCAUAGAGCAGACAGUGCUGGUCCUCAACCCUGGGCGGAAGCCCUCGUCACCGAAUGACCAUGGCAAAGUCACGUGGAAAGGGACUUAGGUCCGGGGAGACACUCCCUCCCCACAGCGAUUUGAAGAAAAAUGCGCCGGAUCGUGAAAGUGUGGACUUUCCCUCUCCGGAGUCCCAACGAAGAAAGCUCCCCAUCUGACUGGCCCAGACACUGGGCCUCUGAACCAGAGGCUGGGCCUAGACUUCUCAAGACCCUGCGGCUCUGAUGGCCCUCGUGCCUUGAUUUGCAAAAUGGUCUCGAUCUUUUCUAGUUGAAAUUCUGCUCAGUAGGACACACGCCUAAAGCUUCAAAUUCUUCUGCAAAGAAAACUGCCAUAUGGCAUAGAAAAACGUGUGCAUCACAGUUUCUGUUUCUCCCCCUUAAUUAGCUUUCCUCCUUUAAGAAAACAAAAGCCCUUUAUCUUGACUCACCAAAUCAACACUGACCACCUUCGUCAUUGUGAUGAAUCUCCUAGAGUCUCAGGAACGGGAGCCCUGGACCAGCCGGGGAGUGGGGGUCUGUGCCCCCAGAAUAAGGACGUGUUAGGAGCUCCCCGUGUUAGAACUAGGAGAACAGAGGUUGGACUGCAAAGCUUAAAGUAUUUGCCGUCAGGCCCUUCGCGCUCUGAGCCGCGUCCCGGGAUACGGAGCGUGCCGGGCUGUCUGUGAAGCCGCGGGUUGGAAGGAGCGGAUUUUGGAAGAAAUGAGGGCCACAUAAACGGGGUCACACGCACCGUCCCCAGGAAGUCCACCCAGAUGGCACGGAUCAUGGCUCCCGUGGAGACCCAGGUCACUAGGAAGAGAUUUUCCGGAAUGGUGACUAACUCCUUGUUUGCAGCUGCGAACUGAGCAGGGUACGAUCUUCCCUAGAUUUGUCAGAUCCCGUGUCUGGAAAAUUCAGAAUAGAAACAGUGCCAGGAAUACUUUGUGGGGGUGGCUCAGUCAGUUAAGCGUCCAACUCUUGAUUUUGUUACGGAACCAGGCUGGGACGCUGGUGGGAAAACCCAAGUGGCACUCAGAGAUCUUGGUGGACUGGAGAUUUAUUUAACACCGGUGGGCUCAGAGGAGACCGUUUCUCCAAAGAUCUGAGCUCCAGAUGCAAGUGCAGAGGGAAAUACUUUGUUGGCCUGCAGAAGAGAGUCAGGGUCUGAGGUCACUUUGAGACGGUUUCAGCCUCCAGGGACGCCCGGCGGGUCAUCGUCCCUGGAGCUGAGCAGCUCCGCCUGUGCAGGACCAGGUGCGUGUGGCCUCCCUGCUUCCUGGGGCGCGUCGUGGCCCGGACACCUGCACGCUCACAGGACGCUCCCGCAGAGACAGCUUCCCCAUCGGGAGCCACUGUUCCGCACGGGAAGUCUCACCCAGGGUGAUGGUUUCUGCCUCAGCAGAGACCAAGUUCCCCAAACAGAUCAGUGUUGUUCCCUUGUUGGCAGCGAUACUCGUUCAACCUCGCAUUUCUUCUUCUUAGCAGCAGGCAUCCUUCCAUCCUCGCUGUGCUGAUGGAGAAUAUGGCCUCGUAAGGGAGGGAGACGGCAGAUAAGUCGGCCAGUGUUUGCGCCAGAUAAUUAAGGGCUUGUGAUUGUUGCCUUGCAAGGAAUAAACAAGGCCUCUGCUUCGGCAUGAUGUCAACAGAGAGGGCUUUCCUGACCACUGUCCAACCUCGGAUUUCCAUGGAAACCAGCCCCCACAUGGAGCAAAACACCAGCAGAGCCACGGACUAAGGCUUACGGCAGAGCCCGUUGAAUGGGCCGUGGGCACCAGACGCGGGGGCUCCGAGGGCCGAUCCCCCCGCGUUUCCUGAGACCCCACAGCGCCGCACUGGGAACACCAGCCAGACGCAGCUGUGCCGCCGAGCAUCCACACAGCCCUGCGGGCCGGCUGGCAGGGGCGCCCGGUUGGUCUGCAUUAGACCCAUCCUGUGAUGCUUUGUGGACAGUGGCAUAAAGUACCCCUGCUUGUGCGCUGAGGCAGCCCGGCUGUGGACGGAGGACUGAGGAGCCGGCUGGCUGGGAACGGGCCCAGGGGACGUGCAGACAUGUCUCCACCUGCAGCUUUCUCUCACUGCCUGCGCAGACCUUGAGUAAGCGACUGCGUGGACUAAUGAACCGUUACUGCAAAGACAAUGUUUCUGAAGGACUUGGAAUAGUGCUUACCUUGUAGGCCCACCCCCCCACAGCCGCACCCACAAAGGGUCUCGGCAGCAGGCAGGUCGUGCGGGAGCCCCCAUGUCCCAGGGGCCCGCGCGCCAUGCCUGGAGCUCGGUCGGCUGUGUCUUCAUUUUCCUGUCUUCUCCGCGGGAUCAUGGGAGACCCCCUUGACCUUGUCUUCGGAGUAGUGCUCGUGGCCAGUCCUGUGCUGGCGAUUUCUUCCUGCUCCUCGGACGGUCGGCUAGCCUUGUACCGGUUCUGCAACCUCACCCAGGUGCCCUGGGUGCCUGGCACCACGGAGAUCCUCCUGCUAAGCUUCAACUACAUCGAGACUGUCACUGCCUCCUCAUUUCCCCUCCUGGAGCAGCUGGGGCUGCUGGAGCUCGGGACUCAGUAUACCCCCUUGCGUAUUGACAGAGAGGCCUUCCGAAACCUGCCCAAUCUUAGAGUCUUGGACCUGGGCGGGAGCCACAUGCAUUUCCUGCAUCUCGACGCUUUCCAGGGGCUGCCCCACCUGCUUGAACUUCGACUCUUCUUCUGUGCUCUCUCCGAUGCCGUAUUAAGAGACGGUUAUUUCCGAAAUCUGGAGUCUUUGACUCGCCUGGACCUGUCCAAAAAUCAGAUUCGUAGCCUUCACCUUCAUCCUUCAUUCCGGGAGUUGAAUUCCUUGAAGUCUAUCGAUUUUUCCCUCAACCAGAUACCCAUCGUAUGUGAACAGGAGCUCAAGCCCCUCCAAGGGAAGACGCUCUCCUUCUUAAGCCUCGCCACCAAUGGCUUGUACAACAGGGUCCCCAUGGACUGGGCCAAGUGUAUGAACCCGUUCAGAGACAUGGUGCUGGAAACCCUGGAUGUUUCUCACAACGGCUGGACCGUGGACGUCACGGGGAACUUCAGCAGGGCCAUCAAUGGGAGCCAGACCUCCUCUCUGGUUCUCGCCUACCACAUCAUGGGGGCUGGGUUUGGCUUCCGUAACAUCCGGGACCCUGACCGGAGCACAUUUGCCGGCCUAGCCAGGAGCUCAGUGGCACGUCUGGAUCUUUCACACGGCUUUAUCUUCUCUCUGAACUUUCGGCUCUUUGAGUCUCUCAGGCACUUGAAGGUCCUGAACCUCGCCCACAACAAGAUAAACAAGAUUGCAGGGGAAGCGUUUUAUGGACUCGACAGCCUGCAGGUUCUCAACAUGUCACAUAACCUUCUGGGCGAGCUUUAUAAUUCUGAUUUCGGUGGACUGCCUGAGGUAGCCUAUAUUGACCUUCAAAACAACCACAUUGGGAUCAUUCAGGACCAGACGUUCAAAUCCCUGAAGACAUUACAGACCUUGGAUCUCCGCGAUAAUGCCCUUAAAACCAUUUCUUUCAUCCCGAGCAUCCCUACUAUCUUCUUGGGCAGCAAUAAACUGGUGACCUUGCCGAACGUAAGGCUUACCGCCGACUUCAUCCACUUGUCAGAGAACAGGCUAGAAGACCUGGACAGUCUCUACUUCCUUCUCCGGGUCCCUCACCUCCAGAUCCUCAUUCUGAAUCAAAACCGCCUUUCUUCUUGCAACCCAGCUCAUGCCCCAGCGGGGAGCCUCAGCCUGGAGAAGCUUUUCCUUGGAGGAAAUAUGUUGCAGCUGGCCUGGGAAACCGGCUUCUGCUGGGAUGUUUUUAAGGGGCUCUCCCAGCUCCAGGUCCUGUAUCUAAACAACAACUACCUGAAUUUCCUUCCACCAGGAGUAUUUAGCGACCUGACCGCCCUGAGGGGUCUCAGCCUCAGCUCCAACAGGCUGACCUUUCUUUCUCCCGGCGACUUGCCUGCGAAUUUGGAAGUCCUGGACGUGUCCAGAAACCAGCUCCUGUCCCCCGACCCCGGUCUGUUUGCGGGCCUCAGUGCCGUGGACAUAACGUACAACAAGUUCAUCUGUGAGUGCGAACUCCGUCCCUUCAUCAGCUGGCUCAACCAGACCAACGUCACUGUGCUUGGGUCUCAUGCAGACGUCCUCUGCAUGUACCCCGCCUCGCUUGCCGGGACCUCCCUCUCCUCUGUGUCCAUGGAGGGCUGUGACGAAGAGGAAGUCUUAAAGUCCCUGAAGUUGUCCCUUUUCGUUUUAUCCAGUGUUACCGUGACUCUGUUCCUCACGGCCGUCCUCACGGUCGCCAAGUUCCGGGGGCUUUGUUUCCUCUGCUACAAGGCAGCCUGCAGACUGCUGUCCACGGACCACGCCAAGGGCAGCGAGUCAGACGUGUACAAAUACGACGCGUAUCUGUGCUUCAGCAACAAGGACUUUGAGUGGGUGCAAAACGCUUUGCUCAAGCACCUAGAUGCUCAGUACAGCGACCAAAACAGAUUCAACCUGUGCUUCGAGGAGAGAGACUUUGUCCCGGGGCAAGACCACAUCGCCAACAUCCAGGACGCCGUGUGGGGCAGCAGGAAGGUGGUCUGUCUCGUGAGCAGGCACUUCCUCCGAGACGGCUGGUGCCUCGAAGCCUUCAGUUACGCCCAGAGCCGCUGUGUGUCUGACCUCGACGGUGCCCUCAUCCUGGUGGUCGUGGGCUCCCUGUCCCAGUACCAGCUGAUGAGGCAUCAGUCUCUCAGGGGAUUCGUGCGGAAGCGGCAGUAUUUGAGGUGGCCCGAAGACCUCCAGGAUGUCGACUGGUUUCUUAAUAAACUCUCUCAGCACCUUCUAAAGAAAGAAAAGGGAACGAAGAGAGACGGCGACAUUCAGCUGCAGACCGUAGCCAGCGUCUCCUCAUCCGCUAAUCCCAAGCCACAGACAGCUCUGCAUCUGCGCUAAACUACCGUUUGGGGUCCUUUCUCGUAGCUUGUCUUUCCUACUAGGAACACGACGGGCUGUUGGUUUUCGUGCCAACACGAUGCCCGGUCUCCCUGACCCCACCAUGGAGGGGAGUACUGUUUUCUCCCGUUGUGCCGACCACAGGGCGUGCCCCGGUCGCGGGACGGGCACCGGGAGACCCUUCCCCAGCACUCAGGCCGUCCCUGCAGAACAACACUAAAUGAGCACACGGACGAAGAGGCGGGUUUCCUCCGCCUCGUGGGAACAGUGCCGUUGCUGGGUACGGGUCACGCCUCAUCUCCGGGUAGGGGUGACCCCGAGGAGGCCGGGACGAGAAUCGCUAGAUGUCUUGGGGCCAUACCACACUUCCUGUUCUGACCCUCGAGGUCUCACCUCUGUGGGCCGUGAACGUUCUUUCUCAGCCUUAUUUCCUCCAACUCAUCAGCCGUUUGGCGGCUCCAGGGAGAGCAAGGCCCACAUCCUGGUCUGAGUCCUGAUUCUGCUCCCGUGGGCUGUGUGACCCAGAGUGCCUGAUGUGCCCCCUCUGGGCCUGGUCUCUCGUCCGUGGGCAUGCUCGUAUCUACCAAGGAUGUCAGGCUUCUCAAACCUUUCCUUGGUCGCCCUGUCGGCCACAGGGACGCACACUCGGGGGCACCUUUGCUGGCAGUCGAAACUUCCUUGAGAUUGUAUUUUUUUUACCUCAAAAGAAAUCUAUAUACAUUUUGCAUUCUGUCUU
Neofelis nebulosa (Clouded leopard) is the source of this 11459-nucleotide messenger RNA. It is a transcript of the gene TLR5, whose product is annotated as toll like receptor 5. Gene Ontology annotation, cellular component: membrane. The transcript is spliced from 7 exons. Lineage: Eukaryota; Metazoa; Chordata; Mammalia; Carnivora; Felidae. The coding region runs from base 8051 to 10723 and encodes 890 amino acids. The record is from RefSeq and is a predicted model, not a curated record. Gene Ontology annotation, biological process: immune response; toll-like receptor signaling pathway; inflammatory response. Gene Ontology annotation, molecular function: transmembrane signaling receptor activity; protein binding.